This is a messenger RNA of Nicrophorus vespilloides, 380 nucleotides long. RefSeq lists its product as uncharacterized. The transcript is spliced from 2 exons. The record is from RefSeq and is a predicted model, not a curated record. The coding region runs from base 36 to 344 and encodes 102 amino acids. NCBI's taxonomy places the organism in Eukaryota, Metazoa, Arthropoda, Insecta, Coleoptera, Silphidae.
GCUCCAUGCAAAACAAAAACUUAAACAAUUGAGUGAUGGAUUACCAGAGGGAAAUCGACGCUUGGCGUUACAACAGGAGUUCCCUGAAUCGUGCGAACUGGAUCCAGAGGACUGCGGUUCUCAGGAACGCCUUCUCGAAUAUCGAGUUCGGUUCAAGAAGUUUCGAUCAUUCUCCGUUCGUCCCGAUCCUAAGCGUCGUGAUGCUCGUUAUAACCGUUCUCCUCUUGAUAUUGUUCCGGCAGAAUCCUGGUCUCGUUGCAGGAACCGUUGCAGGAUGUCUCAUCGUCAUCGGAAUGUACCUCACCCUCAACACCAUCGAAGAGAACAAAGUCACGUUCGAAUGAUUCUUAACUUUAUUUUUACCAAAAUUUUACUUCAUU